AGAAGAGGAAUACAUUAACAGAAGAACACUAAAUUGCAAGCUGUCAGAAACACAUCAACAUCGUCGAAACACCACAUCUAGUAGCUAUGUCACGCGCAAUUGGGAUGGCGCAGCCAUCACGGCUGCUGCUCUCCGGCGGACCACGCGGCCCGCAAGUCCUCGGCGCCGAAGUGCCGUCGUUCCGCGACUUCCCCUACCGCGCCACCGACACCCUCCAUCUUUACCGACAUUUUCUCCAACUCAUCUACCGCCAUCACGGACCAGAGGAGCGCAGAGAUCUGCUCUUCCGCCUGCGCAACGAGUUCGCGAGCAAGCGGCACCUGCGUGGUCCGCGCACCGUCUCUGCGGCGCUGAAGCGAGGCGAGGGCAUCUUGGCGCUGCAGCGACAAAUCUUGGAGUCCCGUGAGGUUCGUCGUGGCACGUCGCGCGAUGGCGGUGCGCAGAGCGUGGAUGCGCUGUGGGAUCAACUGCAGGUCGUCUCGGGACACGUCUUGCCUGGUCUGCGAAACUACGAAUGCUCGCUGUCGGUGUCGAAGGGCGGCUACUCGACGCAGGCGAGUACGCACAACGUUUAUGCCCGUCGUCGCUGA
Messenger RNA from Leptomonas pyrrhocoris, 590 nucleotides. RefSeq lists its product as hypothetical. The record is from RefSeq and is a predicted model, not a curated record. NCBI's taxonomy places the organism in Eukaryota, Euglenozoa, Kinetoplastea, Trypanosomatida, Trypanosomatidae. The coding region runs from base 87 to 590 and encodes 167 amino acids. The transcript has a single exon.